Morus notabilis is the source of this 885-nucleotide messenger RNA. Its product is annotated as protein WEAK CHLOROPLAST MOVEMENT UNDER BLUE LIGHT-like 3. The coding region runs from base 1 to 885 and encodes 294 amino acids. The record is from RefSeq and is a predicted model, not a curated record. The transcript has 2 exons. Lineage: Eukaryota; Viridiplantae; Streptophyta; Magnoliopsida; Rosales; Moraceae.
AUGGAGUCUCCCAAAAGCUAUAUGUUGAGGGUGAAGAAGCAAGAGCUGAUCAAGAUUAAGGAAGAACUAAAGAAAGCCAAAGAAAACGCCACACAAUCAUGGCUGGACUCUCGUCCUCUGAUCGACGACCUCGAGACGCUAAAGUCAAACCUCGAAAUUUCGAAAAACAAAGUUUUUAUUUUCUCCAAUUCUCACGUCUCAGAGCUCGAAAAGGAGCUUGAGACGAUGAAUGCGGAGAUCAAGUCAAGGAAGGAAGAAGAGCUCGAAGCGACGAAGAAGGCCAACGAAGUAACUCAGGCUCUAGACCAACUACGCGAAGAGAUGGAAAGCUUGAAGCGUUUCACGGGCAACAAACGACAGAAGAAGUUGAAACUGAAGCGGGUUCUGAGGCUGCAGAGGCAAAGACUUCGGUCGUUGCAGUUGAGAAUAGAGGCUGCACGGAAAGAUAUAGAAGCGUGCGGCGAAUCCCGAAAAGAAGCGCUCCGGUAUUUGAAUAUUGCCCCCGAAACGAUAAUGGAAAAGGAGGGUGUUGAUGAUCAUGGUCAAGUUCUAUUAGUACUCUCUCAUGAAGAGUAUAUGGCUCGGAAGAAGAGAGUCGACGAGGAGAAUUCACUAGCGGAUUGGCGUGUUUCGGUCUCGGUGGAGCAGAAGAUGGAGGCCGAGAAGAGCCGGGACUUGGCUAAGGCUAAACUGAGGGAAUUGAAGUUAUGGAAGAGGGCGAAGGGAAGAAGGGAUGUUAGAGAAAGUGAAGGAGAUCAUAUUGAUAUUGAAAGAGUUGUGGUUGAAGAAGAAGAAGAAGAAGAUGACAAAAGAGAGGUUACGGCAGUUAUUUCCAUUGCUCAACCUAAGAAGGAAGAUUUCCAAGUACCCGAGACUAUUUUCUGA